Solanum lycopersicum (tomato) is the source of this 648-nucleotide messenger RNA. Its product is annotated as alpha amylase inhibitor/lipid-transfer/seed storage superfamily protein. The record is from RefSeq and is marked validated. Lineage: Eukaryota; Viridiplantae; Streptophyta; Magnoliopsida; Solanales; Solanaceae.
ACACAAAUUCAUCAAAAUAUUUGUACAAGUUUAGUAAUUAGCUAGUUACUUAAAAAUGAUUGAUGCUAGGGUAAUUUCUUUUCUUAUUUUGUUGAAUUUAGUGUUUUUCACUUGUGUUUCAUCUCAUAAUAUACCAUGCCCUCCAACACCAACAAAAGCACCAUCCAAGUGCCCUAAAGAUACCCUAAAGUUUGGUAUUUGUGGAGAUUGGCUUGGGUUGGUUCAUGAAGUCAUUGGAGCAAAACCAAGUAGCAAAUGUUGUGCUCUAUUAGAAGGAAUAGCAGAUGUUGAAGCUGCUUUAUGCCUAUGUACUGCCAUAAAUGCCAAUGUUUUGGGUGUACUUAAGCUUAAAGUUCCUAUUGCCAUCAGUGUGGUUCUGAAUUCUUGUGGAAAGAAAGUGCCAAAAGGCUUUAAAUGUGCUUAGUGGUGUAUGCAGGAUUUUACACAAGCAGUAUCCAUCUAUUAUCACAAUUCUACUUUGUAAAUGAGUUUGAGUCUAAAAGUAUGUUGGUUGUCCUGUGGCUUUUGUUCCUCACAAAUUGUUAGUGUUUCCUUUUGUAUUAUUUUCAUGCGGUAUUUGUUUCACUGAAUGUAUAUGUAUCAUUCAAUUUAGGUCGAAUUCAUAAACAAAUUUCAAAAUUUGUUGGG